AUGCUGGUGUGCCAGGGACCAGGCCUUGGAUCAGUGACCCAUAAAUCCACAUGGGCUCUGGGCGCCAGAACCAAGAAGUGGCUGCUUGCUGAUGUCAUCUCAACUGUGGAGUUUAGUCACUCUGGAGACCUUCUUGCAACAGGAGACAAGGGCGGCAGAGUGGUUAUUUUCCAGCGGGAACAAGAGAAUAAAAGCCGCCCUCAUUCCAGGGGGGAAUAUAACGUUUACAGUACCUUUCAAAGUCACGAACCAGAGUUUGACUAUUUGAAGAGUCUAGAAAUUGAAGAAAAAAUUAAUAAGAUUAGGUGGCUACCACAACAGGGUGCUGCUCGUUUUCUGCUCUCCACAAACGAUAAAACUGUUAAAUUAUGGAAAAUAAGUGAACGGGAUAAAAGAGCAGAAGGCUAUAACUUAAAAGAUGAAGAUGGACGACUUCGAGAUCCAUUUAGAAUCACGGCACUACGGGUCCCAAUAUUGAAGCCCAUGGACCUUAUGGUAGAAGCAAGUCCACGACGAAUUUUUGCAAAUGCUCACACAUAUCAUAUAAAUUCCAUUUCAGUAAAUAGUGAUCAUGAAACAUAUCUUUCUGCAGAUGACCUGAGAAUUAAUCUAUGGCAUUUAGAAAUCACAGACAGAAGUUUUAACAUCGUGGACAUCAAGCCUGCCAACAUGGAAGAGCUGACGGAGGUGAUCACAGCGGCCGAGUUCCACCCGCACCAGUGUAACGUGCUCGUCUAUAGCAGCAGCAAGGGGACCAUCAGAUUGUGCGACAUGCGCUCCUCCGCCCUGUGCGACCGACACUCCAAGUGCUUUGAAGAGCCGGAAGACCCCAGCAGGAGGUCCUUCUUCUCAGAAAUAAUCUCUUCUGUGUCCGACGUGAAAUUCAGCCACAGCGGUCGGUACAUGAUGACCCGAGACUACCUGUCAGUGAAGGUGUGGGACCUCAACAUGGAGAGCCGGCCUGUCGAGACCCACCAGGUCCACGAGUACCUUCGAAGCAAGCUAUGUUCCCUGUACGAAAAUGACUGCAUCUUUGACAAGUUUGAGUGCUGCUGGAACGGCUCCGACAGUGCAGUCGUGACGGGGUCCUACAACAACCUCUUCAGAAUGUUCGAUAGGACCACACGGAGGGAUGUCACGCUGCAAGCUUCCAGGGAGAACAGCAAGCCUCGCGCCAGCUUGAAGCCCCGCAGAGUGUGUGCAGGUGGGAAGAGAAAGAAGGACGAGGUGAGCGUGGACAGCCUGGACUUCAGCAAAAAGAUUCUGCACACAGCCUGGCACCCAGCGGAGAACAUCAUUGCCGUGGCUGCCACCAAUAACCUGUACAUAUUCCAGGACAAGGCCAACUAA
Lipotes vexillifer (Yangtze River dolphin) is the source of this 1350-nucleotide messenger RNA. RefSeq names its product protein phosphatase 2 regulatory subunit Bdelta (gene PPP2R2D). Gene Ontology annotation, molecular function: protein phosphatase regulator activity; protein binding. Gene Ontology annotation, cellular component: protein phosphatase type 2A complex. Lineage: Eukaryota; Metazoa; Chordata; Mammalia; Artiodactyla; Lipotidae. Bases 1 to 1350 code for a protein of 449 amino acids. The transcript has 9 exons. The record is from RefSeq and is a predicted model, not a curated record.